Molecule: messenger RNA, 3394 nt
Organism: Thunnus maccoyii (southern bluefin tuna)
Lineage: Eukaryota; Metazoa; Chordata; Actinopteri; Scombriformes; Scombridae
Gene: ryk
Product: receptor like tyrosine kinase
Exons: 16
Coding region: 449-2332 (627 amino acids)
Biological process (GO): positive regulation of kinase activity; protein phosphorylation; multicellular organism development
Cellular component (GO): signaling receptor complex
Molecular function (GO): ATP binding; protein kinase activity
Source: RefSeq, a predicted model, not a curated record
UUGUUCCGAGUGAAAAGUGAGAUAGUGAGGAAAAAGCAACGGGAGGAAGCACCAUGGAGGGAGAAAGCUGGAUGUAUUAGCGAGUUUGUAACUUUAGGGCAGGUUUUCCUCCCUCUUUCUUGCGUUUUUGCGUAAACGAAUUAAAGUAACUCAAUGCGGUGAGAUCCGGUGUGUAUUUUAUGUGCUGGGAAAACGUCGUAAAUCUCCCGAACAUUCAAACGUUCAACUGACCGCGGACGGUUAGCACAGCCCGACUGAAAUUAGCCUCUCUCAGCUAGCAAGAAAGGACAAAAAACAGGCUAGUGGAAAAGAAGUUAAAGCUACAAGUGGCGCUGCGGCGUAAAGUAACUCGUAAUGUUGCCUCCCGGGAUUAACUUCAGAUACGGAUGAGAAAGAAAUUGGAGGCUGGGGAACACCGAGAACAACUGCGAGCCAGACGACCACUGCUAUGUCGGGGUUGAUUCACGGCUCCGGCAGUCCGUCUGAGUCCCGGGGUUGGCCGCACUCGGUGCUGUGGAGGGUUGGGGGCUUCUUCUUCCUCCUGCUGCUGGAAGGGACCGGCUGCCUCGCCAACCCAAGCAGCGUUUCAGGCGUCAACAACAACCAUAGUGUCAACAUCUACAUGAGUGUGGAGGAAGUGAAGAAGCUUUUGGGCCUUGACGCAGAGCUGUACUAUGUGCGAGACGAUGUGGUGAAUCAUUAUGCGCUCACCUUCACCCUUCCUGUGCCCAGUGAGACCAACAGCCUUCACUUCACAUGGCAUUCAAAGACGAAGGUGGAUUACCGGCUUGGCUUCCUUGUGGAGAACCCUGUGGCCAUGAACCAACCACGGAGCAACAUCUCUUCUCAGGGGGAGGUGCCCCGUGUUCCCUCUGUUUUUAGAGUGGACCUCUUCUGUUCUGGCAAGAUAGAUGGAGAGGCUGUUUUGACGGUGCAGCUCAAUCUAACCAUCCAUGCCAACAACUACACAGUGCUCAACUUCAAGAGGAGGAAAAUGUGCUAUAAAAGAAUAGAUACUGACCCAAAGAUUCCCAUUCCCCUCAACAAUCACACUAUUCAACAGCCUGACUUAACUGGUGUGACCACCCCCACCACCUCCACCCAGGUGUUCUAUAUAAGUGUGAGCGUCUGCUGCAUUGUCAUCUUCCUUGUGGCCAUCAUCCUGGCCAUCCUGCACCUGCACAGCAUGAAGAGAGUGGAGAUGGAGGACAGUGUGAGCGACAGUGGAAGCUCACAGGGUCUGUCUCAGCCGUCCACCCAGACCACACAGUACCUGAGGGCUGACACUCCGAACAACGCAGCUCCUGUCACCAACAAUCACCCUGGUUCUGCACCCAUACUCCAGCUUGCUGCCUCCUCCUUCCAAAAUGCUGGUGCUCCCCCUCAUGAAACCAAAAGCUACCCAUCUCUCCGCAUCGAGAAGAAUGACCUGAGGAGUGUUACUCUAAUGGAGGCUAAAGCCAAAGUGAAAGACAUUGCCAUCUCAAGAGAGAGAGUCACAUUGCGAGAUGUCUUGCAUGAAGGCACAUUUGGCCGCAUCUUUCAUGGCGUGCUGCUGGAUGAGAAGGACCCCAGUAAGGAAAAACAAGUCUUUGUGAAGACAGUGAAAGAUCAUGCGUCUGAGGUGCAGGUGACCAUGAUGCUGACUGAAAGUUGCAAGCUUCGUGGACUUCAUCAUAGAAAUUUGCUGCCUAUUAGUCAUGUAUGCACAGAGGAAGGAGAGAAGCCCAUGGUGCUGUUGCCUUUCAUGGCUUGGGGGAAUCUCAAGCUGUUCUUGCGGCAGUGCAAGCUAGCUGAAGCUAACAACCCACAGGCGAUCUCUCAACAAGACUUGGUUUACAUGGCCAUCCAGAUUGCAUGCGGAAUGAGCUACCUGGCUCGCAGGGAGGUCAUACACAAAGACCUCGCGGCCAGGAACUGCGUCAUUGACGACAACAUGCAGGUAAAGAUCACAGACAAUGCUCUUGCCCGAGACCUGUUUCCCAUGGAUUACCACUGUCUGGGGGAUAAUGAGAACCGGCCCGUCCGCUGGAUGGCCCUGGAAAGCCUGCUCAACAACGACUUUUCUAGUGCCAGUGACGUGUGGGCUUUCGGAGUGACGCUGUGGGAACUGAUGACUCUGGGUCAGACGCCAUAUGUCGACAUCGACCCUUUUGAGAUGUCCGCCUACCUGAAGGAUGGGUACAGAAUAGCACAGCCAAUCAACUGUCCAGAUGAACUGUUUGCAGUAAUGGCCUGUUGCUGGGCUCUGGACCCAGAGGAGAGGCCUAAGUUUCAGCAGCUUGUUCAGUGUCUCACAGAGUUCCACGCAGCUUUGGGAGCUUAUGUGUGAAAACAAGCUCUUUUUUUUUUUUUUCUUUUUUCUUUUUUUCCCUCAAGAACAUCAACACUAGAAGCAGGCGGACACUGUUCACAAGGAAUACAUGUAUGAAACUGUGCCUUAUCAGAUGAAAGAGCAGACUUGAGCACGAUGAUUUUAUUUUGUACAGUUGUUUGGAGUUUUUAUAUAGUUGAAUUACCUUUUUACAGCAUAGCAAAGUAAAAUGGUUUGUUGUCAAAGUUGUAUAUGGACUUUUUUGUUAAAUAUUGUUUCAUAUGCUUUGAAAGCGUAUAGAAAUGGCAAUUAAGGUGCUCUCUCUUUGCCAAGAGGACCGAAAUGAUGGAAAUAUGUAGUCACCUGUACAACACAUGAACAUUUACAGACAUUUAUGUGCCAUCGAACAAUUUUUUUUAAAAAGGCUCUGACAACCUGGUUUUAAAGACAGUAUUUUCCUGCAGUUUUGUAACUUAGUGAAACCGUGUAAAUUGUAGUCUUGGAUGAACAGCAGAAUGAUUUAGGUACCAAAGUAGAUUUAAGGGCUUCAUUUGUAUAUGUAACCAUAUUCUCAAACAUGCUGCUUGACUCCAAAAAGCUCAAGCUUGGUACGAGAAGAAAGCAGACGUGUGUUUGUGGAGCGGCAACUGAGAAGCUUUCUUCAAACGGUACUCUGUUUGAUUUGGAUAAGAUUAAUACUUGUACCACAGAUUAGUUUUCUUUUCUCCUGAUCAACUGUGCCAACGCUCGCCGGAGAUGACACAGCGGUGGAUCACACUUAAGCACGCCACAGCUCGUACAAGAUCAGCACCUGCAAAGCUACAGUAAAUAUAUGAACUGAAUUUUUUUUUUUUUUUUUUUUUUUUUUUUAAAUGACAACCGGAGUGAUUUUUGGACCCUGAUCUCAGUUAUUGGAAUGCCACCACCCUCUUCCUCUUUUGUACCUUGUGUUCUCACUAUCACACCCUCCAACCUGGGGUAUCAUGACUUUUUCUAUUUUAUAAGCUUGAUUGUUCUGCGUCAGAACACAACCCUUCACAGGAUUUUUUUUUUUUUUUUUUUAGACAGAUUUUUUGUGAA